AUGGAAAAUAUCAUCAAAUCUGCAAUUGGUAAGAAAACUGAAGGACUUGAUAUAGAUCAAUUGAAAGAAUGCCUACGCAAAGAAAUAAUUAAUGGGAAAAAAUAUUUCCUAGUUUUGGAUGAUAUAUGGAAUGAAAAUUCCAUUAUGUGGGACAAAUUAAAAACUUUAUUAAUGGAUGGUGAAAGAGGAAGUAAGAUAUUGGUAACUACACGUAGUGAGCAGGUUGCUAGGAUUACUAGCACACUUAACUCUUAUGUCUAUCCCUUGAAAGUGCUAGAUGAAAACAAGUCUUGGUCUUUGUUUACGCAGAUAGCCUUUGUAGAUGGGAUAAAGCCAAAAGAUUCAAAACUAGUAGAGUUUGGAAAAGAGAUUGUGGCAAAGUGUGGAGGAGUUCCACUUGUUAUAAUGAUAGUAGGACACUUACUUCAUGGCAUUAAUGAGGAAGAUGAUUGGUUGCAUUUCAAGGACAAUGAAAUGUCAAAGGUGAUUGAAAAAGAAAGUGAUAUUUUACCAAUACUCAAGCUUAGUUAUGAUUAUCUCCCCUCGCAUUUGAAACAGUGUCUCGCUUCUUGUGCAUUGUUUCCCAAAGAUUAUAAGAUUAAGAAGCAAAAGUUGAUUUAUCUUUGGAUGGCACAAGGGUUUCUUCAAGCAUUAGAUAAGAAUGAAUGUCUUGAAGAAGUUGGUAAUAAGUAUUUUACGACUUUACUUUUGAUGUCAUUUUUCCAAGACCCAAAAUAUGAUGAAUGGGACAAUGUAGUUGCAUGUAAGAUGCAUGAUCUUUUGCAUGAACUUGCAAAAUUAGUUGCAAGAACUGAAUGCACCUUCACAACUAUAGGCACGGUUCAAAGUGUGGAUGAUAAAUGUCGUCAUGUGUCACUUGAUUGUGGGGACGUAAAAAGUUCAUGGAAAUUUCCAAUUGCAUUAUAUAGUGCCAAAAAUAUAAGAAGUUUACUUUAUUUUAUCGAUCAAAUUGGAGAUUUGACUUGGAUGGUGGUUAUGAAAUUUUUUCAAGUUAUAGGUACUGAAGUGCAAAGAACAGAGCCUGAAACCUAUGAGGAAGCCAUGAAUUCAAGGGAAAGGAACAAUUGGAAAGCUGCCAUGGAAGCAAAAAUGAAAUCCUUAGAGGAAGUUAUCACUGCCAAGGAACCUCCUAGGUACAAGGCUGGGUUAGUAGCUAAGGGCCUUACCCAAAGGGAGGGAAUAGACUUCAAUGAAGUCUUUUCCCUAGUAGUUAAGUACAAAACUAAAAGAUUAAUGUUGUCCAUAGUAGCCCACCAAGAUUUAGAGCUUGAACAGUUUGAUGUCACAACUACUUUCUUACAUGGAGACCUUGAGGAAGAGAUCUACAUGAGCCAACCAGUAGGAUUCAUAGAUCAAAAGGCUCCCAACAAGUAUUGUAAAAGGACUACUUCACUUGAGUUGGCUGGUUUUGUAGAUUUAGACUUUGCAAGUGACAGGGAUACUAGAAAGUCAACUACAGCAUACUACUUCACCCUAGGUGGAAACUGCAUCAAUUGGAAGUCACAGCUGCAGCCCAUUGUUGCACUGUCAUCAACCGAAGCUGAAUACGUGGCUGUAGUUGAUGUAUUUAAAGAGGCAAUCUGGCUUAAAGGGAUCCUAAGUGAAGCUAAUCUGACAGACCAAAAUCCAACAAUAUUCUCAGAUAGUCAAAGCACAAUCCACCUAAGCAAAAAUUCGGUGUAUCAUGAAUGGACCAAACACAUAGAUGUACGCUACCAUUUUGUGAAGGACCUGGUCACCAGAGAGGAAAUAGCUUUAAACAAGGUUCCUAUAGAACAUAACCCAGCUAACAUGGGCAUGAAGAUUGUUACCCUUGCAAAGUUCAAGCAUUGCUUGGACCUACUAUUCAUUAAGUAG
Pistacia vera is the source of this 1878-nucleotide messenger RNA. RefSeq lists its product as uncharacterized. The transcript has 4 exons. Gene Ontology annotation, biological process: defense response to other organism. The record is from RefSeq and is a predicted model, not a curated record. Gene Ontology annotation, molecular function: ADP binding. Lineage: Eukaryota; Viridiplantae; Streptophyta; Magnoliopsida; Sapindales; Anacardiaceae. Bases 1 to 1878 code for a protein of 625 amino acids.